This is a messenger RNA of Nymphaea colorata (pocket water lily), 4354 nucleotides long. RefSeq names its product RNA-binding motif protein 25. Gene Ontology annotation, biological process: mRNA processing. The record is from RefSeq and is a predicted model, not a curated record. NCBI's taxonomy places the organism in Eukaryota, Viridiplantae, Streptophyta, Magnoliopsida, Nymphaeales, Nymphaeaceae. The transcript is spliced from 10 exons. Gene Ontology annotation, molecular function: RNA binding. Bases 1367 to 3679 code for a protein of 770 amino acids.
GGCGUCGCCCCCUUGAUGACUCCGGUGUCAGUAUCAGCCGUCCGCUACCCAGUCGCUCCGCAGCCUUACGCACAUAUGUCCAAUGGCUAUCCUGGCGCCCCGAUGCCCUUGCCCGUGCCGCUGCCUUCGUCGAUGCCGCCUGAGUAUCCGAAUAUUUGUUGUGGGUUCUUGUUUGAUAAGCUGUUGGAAACUUGGGUGACAAAGAGAGUCUGGUUUCUGGUAUGGCUCAUUUUGGAUUUCGACUAUAAAUAUGCAUUUGACAAUUCGACUAUGUUUUUUCGCCCAUCUGCUGCUAUUUAAUUUCAUUUGAUAUUGAGUCUUUGUACUGGUUGAUACUGGAUAUUGAGGAUCAUAAGUGCUCUGGGGCUUGUGAUGUUCACUUGAACUUCAGAGUAGGAGAAGAUCCGAAUUUGUUGCUAGUUUUAUGGUCACAAAUGGGGAUUUCUUAUUUCAAAUUUUUGAUUGACAAUGGAUGAAGUUUGCAUGAAAAUGAAUCAUUUUGAGUGAUUCUAUGGAAAAGGUUUUGUGCACCAACGAAUGCAAUUUGAAGGUGGAAUAUUAUCUCCUACAGCAUAGUAUCCCGAGGACUCAUCACAUGCCAGUUGCAGUCCACAUGAAAGUCUGCUUCAUCUUUUCCUGUUGGUAUGCCUAAUUUUUCACAUAUGUGCUUUGAGUACAUUUCGUUAGUUCCUAAUUAAUUUUGUUAUUGUUUGUUGCCCUUCUUUCAAAAUAAAAGAGUAAAAAAAUUAGAAUGUGCUUCUUGUGACUGAAGCAGGUAGUUUCCAAGACUCCAAAUGUUGCUUUUAUAAAGUACAUGGUAAUUUUAUCCAAAUUCUGCUUUUAUAAAAUUACAUGGUAGUUUUAUUCUUAAGUUCACCGUCAUGCUCAGAUUGAGAGCUUUGAGUACGAGGAAUGAAUGUACUUUUCUUAAGUAGGUUACCUUCACGUAGAUCUAAGGUUGCUUCCACGUUUACGGGUUAUUGAUUUCUUCCACAGCUGAUCAUGUUAGAGAAUCCUGAUUGCACCUUAUAUUCCAAGUUGUGCCAACAUCUUUGGUGAGAUUCUGCAUAUCACUUGAAUGCUCAAUACCCCAAUGUACAACUUGGUGCUCAAGAAGAUAAUUAAGGUAAGUCAAAUCUACGUUCAUGAUUUGAUUGAGUAUUGCCUCCAUUGGAUCUGAUGCUGUUAUGAGCUGGCUGAUUCUGAGUGACAUGUUCGGGUUGUGCACCUUAUAUAUUUGCUGGUUUUCUUUAAAUCUUUACCCUUUUUACUACAUUGAAUUGUUUUGGUAUGUUGAACUUGCACUUUGGCUUAUGAUAUCCUAUGCUGAUGUGCUUCCAUAGCUGUUUUUUCUGCUUCUACAGGAAUGCAUCGUUAUCCUCCUCCAUACACAGCUGUUGUUAGGCCCACCUUCCCUCCACAUCCACCUGGAGCAGUUGGAUCGAUGCCCCCAUUGUCGCGCCCACCAGUUCCAGCUAUUCGAGGGGUGCCCCCAGUAGUUGGUUCUGUUGCUAGACCAACAAUACCAAUUAUUCCAAUUGCAGAGAAGCCACAAACCACGGUUUAUGUUGGGAAGAUAUCUACGACUGUGGAAAAUGAUUUCCUGUUGUCUUUGCUUCGUUUAUGUGGGCCUGUCAAGAGUUGGAAACGGGCUCAAGAUCCUACAACUGGAGCCCCUAAAGGGUUUGGAUUCUGUGAAUUUGAGUCUGCAGAAGGGGUCCUUCGUGCACUUCGCCUGUUGUCUAGACUUAAUAUUGAUGGCCAGGAACUUGUGUUGAAUGUUAACCAAGCCACAAGGGAUUAUCUUGAGCGCUAUGUUGAAAAGAAAGUUGAGAGGCAAAAGAUGCUUAAAGAAGAAGCUUCUGAAAAUGCUGACAAGGAGGAAACAGCUCCUGGUGUUGACAAGACUGAACCGGCUAAGCCUGUUUCAACUGAUGAAUCAAAAGAGAAAGAUGGAUCUGUUGAAAAACCGGAUGAAGAUGCUGCUAAGAAAUUUGGCAUUGUGACCGAGGAAGACCAGGAAGGUGACAGAGAUGCUUCGGUGAAACUCACAAGUAUGUUGGAGGAAAGGGCAAAAAAUAGGCCUCCCCCUCCCCCUCCAUCUGCUCAAGCUACUACUGAUGUUUCUGCAAAGACUGAAGUGCCAUCUAAAUCAAGAGAUGGAGAUUCUGAUGUGGAUAUCAUGAAAAGUGAUGCUGCAGAAGAUAAAAACGAUGAUGAGACAACUAGUGAACAUAAACCUUCCACUGAGAAUGAAAGGCCUGAGACAAGCUCCUCGGAUAGAGGAAAAAAGCAGGAUAGAAGGAGCAAGGAGAGUGACCAUGAGCAUGACUUGAGACGGGAGAAAGAGCGAGAACUAGAGAGAUAUGAGAGAGAGCGAGAAAGAGAGAGAAUGAGAAGAGAGAGAGAACGAGAACAUAAACUACAUCAGGCUGAGAGGUUGUACAAGGAUCGAGUGAAAGAAUGGGAGGCUAGAGAGAGAGAGAGAGAGUACCAGCGGUCACAUGAGAAAGAGAGGGAGAAGGAGAGAGAGCGUGAACGCAGGAGGGAAAUAAAAGAGCAAGAAGAUGAAAGUGAUGAUGAUGACUCAAGGAAAAGGCGGCGCAGAGGCAGCACUUACGAGGAGAGAAGAAGAAAGAGGCAACGGGAGAAGGAUGAAGAUUUGACAGAUAGAUUAAGAGAAGAAGAGGAAAUAGCUGAUGCUAAUAAGAGAGCAAUUGAAGAGCAAAAGAAAAAAGAUGAGCUCAAGGUUUUGUCUAGUGAGUUGUCAAAUGGAAAUGAGAAGGAAGUAAACACUAUGGAGGAUAAUGGCUCUGAGCACAGAGAUAGAGAUUGGAAUCAUGAAGGUGAUCCUGCAGAUGCUAAUUUUGGUGGUGAUGAAGGAGGAUCAAAUGCUGUGUCUGAAGCAAGGCCAAACAGUAAUGCUCCUUCUCGGAAGCUUGGUUUUGGGCUUGUUGGAUCAGGAAAGAGAACAGCUGUGGCGUCUUUAUUUCAAGCAGAGGACGAUGAUGAUGCUGAAAAAGAGAAGAAAAUGAGGACUUUAGUACCCAUUGAGUAUUCCAUGGAGGAAAUGCAGGCUGUCCAAUCUGCAGCUCCUGGGACAUCUGCAAAUUUGGUUGCAGCGGCUGAAUUUGCAAAGCGCAUUUCAGGUAGUAGCAGCAAGGAAGAAAAGUCAGAAUUAGAAAAGGAAAGAAGUAGGCGAACAAAUGACAGAUUGAGCCAGAGGGAGAAGGACAGGGCUGAUGACGAGACAAAGGAAAGAAGUCGUGACAAGGCCCACGACAAAGACAAGGAUCGGGAGCAUGGCUUUGAUAGGAAGACUCCAGAAACUAAGAAGCUUUUGGAUGCGAAGCAGUUGAUCGACAUGAUUCCAAAGACAAAGGAGGAACUUUUUUCUUACGACAUAAAUUGGGCGAUCUAUGAUAAGCAUGAGCUGCAUGAAAGAAUGAGGCCGUGGAUUUCAAAGAAGAUAACUGAGUUUCUUGGGGAGGAAGAAACCACGUUGGUUGAUUAUAUUGUGACCAGUACAAAAGAUCAUGUGAAAGCUUCUCAAAUGCUAGAGCUGCUUCAAGCCAUUCUGGAUGAUGAAGCUGAAAUGUUUGUGCUUAAAAUGUGGAGAAUGCUCAUUUUUGAAAUCAAGAAAGUGGAGACUGGAUUGUCCUUGAAAUCAAGGACAUGAAAUAUAAGUGGCUUCCUGCUUUGGAUGUCAGAAUGUGUAUUAAUCAAUUCUUAGCCAGAAUGCCCAGAUAGAUAAAAGCUCCACUGCUAUUUGUUUCUAAGUCAUACACUGGGAAUGAUUGUGUUCGGUAUUGGCCCUGGUAACCCUGUCUAGACAUGCAAUCUACGUAAUGUGGACCCACGUUGGAACUAAGAGUCGCAUCAUUGGGUUCUGCUUUCUACGGUGAAUUGGGUUCAGCGCUUAGGAGGAUUUUCUAUUGUGGGUUCUGUAUCAGCAGUUUGUGUCCCCUGCUGGAGUUUUAGUUGGCUAGCCAUUUUAGUUGGAGCUUUCGACAGCCAAUUGCCACACGACAGAAUGUGGUACGAUUCCUUGACCAGAAUUUGCCGCCUAGUGGCACGAGAUUGGAAGAAAUCCUCAUCUGUAUUUUGUUUCCCGAAUUUGAUGGCUAUUUCCGGUCUCCAUUACCACAAGAGGCAGAGAAAUUUGUUAGUUUUGAGAAAAUUUUGGAGGUACUGAAAUGGAUGGAGCAAGCGCAUUGCCUCCUGUACCUAUAACCCUUCAACCCAAUGUCUUGACGGUGUAUUUUUCUUAUUAAUAAAAAUUCCUUAGAAACUGUAUAACUCUUCAAGAAUAGUGGGUAUAAUUUGGAUGUGAACACGAUAAUGUUGACUUUCA